Messenger RNA from Marchantia polymorpha subsp. ruderalis, 6976 nucleotides. The record is from the annotation of a GenBank genome assembly. Lineage: Eukaryota; Viridiplantae; Streptophyta; Marchantiopsida; Marchantiales; Marchantiaceae.
UGGCGAUCUGAGUCUGUUGCUUGUGCGCGAGGUUUGCCUGCCCAUCUCGAUCUUGCUCCCGGAUGUUGGACUUCUGAGGAGCGGAUCGCAUCGCAUCGCUGUGGGAUUUGCGAUGGCGCAAUCUCCGAAUUGCGCUGCACGGGGCGGCACGGAGCGAUGAGAUGCGCGAUGGGUGCAGGAGGCGAGGUUGCGGAGGAAUCGUUCGAGGGCCGAGGCCAAUUGGGUUGGGGUGGCAGUAUUUUCGGUGGAAUCAAUCGGUGAUUUCUGCAGGGCCAGCGAGCGGUCGGAGAGCGCAGGAACAGGAGCUUUAAUUGGGGCUCGUGGAGUUGUGGAGCACAUAGACCUAAGGGCCGGGCUCAGAAUGAAGUGGUAGGAACCUGAUUACAGAAACGGGUCUCAAUGGCGGAAGCUCCAAGAGGAGGAAACAGGAAGGAGACAUCAGUAGUUGUACUAGAGUUGGACUCUGGUGAUUUUAUAAUUGUCGUCAAUUUAUCCACACGCAGUGAUACCCAAAUCAUAGCUGUAGACCCUACUACAGGAGCUCUGUGUUAUACUGGAACGCCGGGGUUGGAUGUGUUUACUUCUGAACACGAUGCUUGGCGCUACAUGAAGUCUCGUGGCAUGCCCAGCACCAGCAAACCUCCUGUUAGAGCAAGAGCUAUAAUUGGUUAUGCACCUCUAGGAAGUGUUGGGCUCCUGUUGGUUGCCACAAGAGUCAAGCAAUCUAUACCGGAGCUACCUGGUGGAGAUACUGUAUUUACAGUGAUGGAGAGUCAGUGGAUAAAAAUACCUCUUAAUAACUCACAAUUUCAGUCCAAAUCGGAAGCUGCCCGUGCUGGAGAAUUGGCGGGGUUCAAUAUCGACGGCUUACACUAUUACUGUGAAACGCGGGAUAUUACGAGGCAUUUUCCGAGCAGUGAACCUGUUGAGAACCCAGACAGGGAGUUUGUUUGGAAUUGUUGGUUGUCUGCUCCUUUCAGGUCGCUAGGCCUACAAAAUCACUGUGUCGUUCUUUUACAGGGUUUUGCUGAAGUGAGGACAUUUGCCGAGUCACGAGAUCUCCCAGUGACGGUUGCUGUGACUGCACGAAGAAGCAGGUUACAUCCAGGAACUCGAUACCUAGCACGUGGACUGAAUGCUACUUUUAGCACAGGGAAUGAAGUCGAAUGUGAGCAACUUGUUUGGCCUUCGAAAGUUACCCCGGGUCGACCCCAUCCCUUUAGCUCUUAUUUGUGGCGAAGGGGAACAGUUCCAAUAUGGUGGGGCGCUGAAAUAAAAUCCACCGUUGCAGAGGCAGAAAUCUAUGUUGCAGAAACUGAUCCCUACUUAGGGUCGGGAAAGUAUUAUAGAAGACUUGCCCGUAGAUACAGAAGUACUCUAGGUAAAUGUAAUGGGGAAAAACUAGACGAUCAAAGCCCGAACCCACUCAUUGUGUGCGUAAAUCUGCUGAGGAAUGCUGUCGGGAAACCUGAGACAGUUUUGGCCACACAUUUCAAGGAGGCUGUGAAGUACGUAAAUUCUAGAAAUGAGGUUCCAGAUGCUAAGCUUUGUCUCAUGGACUAUGAUUGGCAUGCUGAAACAAAGGCCAUAGGAGAGCCUAACACGGUGACUGGAUUGUGGGGGCGACUGAAAAACCCUACGAUCGCUAUUGGAUUUGGAAUGGGUGAGUACUACCCUUCUUCAAGUGAAAAGUCCGGCAGUGGUAUCAUACCAAACAAGGGAUGUCAGGGUGGAGAAUAUAUACUUUCUUCAAAACAAGAUGGAGUAAUACGUUUUAACUGUGCAGACUCACUAGAUCGCACUAAUGCAGCUAGCUUUUUUGGAGCUGUCCAAGUGUUGGUUGAACAAUGCCGCAGGCUCGGGUUACCCAUUGACUCUGGGAAGUACAGCAGUCCUAGUAUUUCAGCGAACGGACGAGCUGGAGAAAGGGACAGGGAGUCUGCAAGAGGACCUCGGGGGACUCUCCCACCCGGUUGGGAAAUGCGCAGUGAUGCAGUUACAGGCCAGGUGUUUUACAUUGAUCACAAUACAAAAACAACUACCUGGAAUCAUCCUUGUCCAGAUGAGCCGUGGCGACGUUUUAUUAUGACUGUUGAAGAGUUUCGAGACGCAACUUUACCAUCUCCGAUAGCAGCAAUGGCCGAGCUCUUCCUUCUUGCUGGUGACAUUCAUGCCAUGCUGUACACAGGAUCGAAGGCCAUGCAUAGUCAUAUCAUUAAUAUAUUCAGUGAUGAGGUGGGCAAGGGUAAGCGAAGUGCUGCGACAAAUAUGGCUAUAACUCUGCAGAGAAGAUUUUUGAAUGUUUUGAUGGACAGUUCUCGCCAAAAGCAGCUGGAAAUGUUCUUAGGAUAUCGCCUGUACAAAUACUUCCCGACCUUGCCGGGCAGGCCUUUGCAGGUGCUGACGAGGCCACAAUCAUGCCUUUUAAACGAUAUCCCAAAUAUGUUCGCAACUCCAAAUUCCCAGAGUUUCCUGCAGAGCUCCAGUUCCAGAGAUUCAGCAUGGGUAUGCCCUGCAGGUGCAGAUUCAGUGCAGCUCUUGAUCUACUUGGCGGAGCCUUGUCACGUGUGUCAAAUCUUACUGACAGUGGCACAUGGAACUGACGAUACUACAUCCCCUGGUUCUUUUGAUGUUUCCACGGGACGAACUCUUGAGGAUCUUAAGGUUGUGUUGGAGGGAAGUAAAGUACCUAAAUGUGCUCAUGGUACUCUAUUGACAUAUCCUCUGCCGGGUGCAAUGGACCCCGAAGAGGUUGCUAUUACUGGGUCGGGCGCUGGAGAACAAGCUUUUUCUUGGCUCUAUGAUUUUGAAGAGCAGGAGGGAGAGAUUGACUUCUUGACCCGCUUGGUAGAGAUCAAGUUCUACCCUGCAACUCCAGGCACUCCUAUGACUCUUGGUCAGGUGGAGGUUCUGGGAGCCUCUGUUUUGUGGCCUCCCGUCUUGAGAGAAUUUGACCUUUCCCUAAAAACAGUCCCCCCAAAUCCGAAGCCUCCACAGUUUUCUGAGCAAUCCCGAAGUAUGACUCUUCCAAACAUUGAUUUGCUGUCAUUGGAGUCGACUACUAUGACGAGCUCUAGUUUCAUAGAUCCUUCCCCGAUGACGAGAUCCUAUUCCACACCUAACACUGCUGCCUCUCAGGUAUUUGACUUGUUGACUGGAGAAUUUAUCCCCGAAAUGCCCUCACCUGAACAAGGUAGCGAACUUUCGACAUUUAAAAACAUUAAUGGCAUGAACAACAAAGAAUCAAGCCACAAAGGAAGGAACCCAGAGGGAUGGAAUCCUUUUGUAACCGAUUCACCUGUUACAGCAACCAACGUAAUGAAGAAUGUACAAAAGGCACCUAAACCUUCAAGGUCAUCUUCGCAGGCGGAUCCCGUCGCAGAAGUUUAUCUCGACUUACUCAAAGCACUGUGUGGAAAAGUACCCGGGAAGUCGAUAACUUUCGAAGAAGGCAUGGAGUUGGAAAUAGCUCGCCUGCAUUUGGGUCUAUCUGCUGCUGGAAGAGAUCGAGCACUGGUCUCCAUAGGUCGUGAUCCUGCAACAAUUGAUCCUAACAGACUAAUCACCACCGGAUCGAUGGCACAGGUAAAGCAGGCAGCAUCACAGCUGGCAACGAUAUCUGAGAUCGAUACCGAAGACAGAGAUCUUUCUUCACUUGGCUUCGAGGAAACAAUUUCGGAACCAGACGAGAUCAUGGAAAACCUUCACUGUCUUCGUAUUGGUUGUUUGUCAUCUAUGUGCGGAGUUGCGUUCUCAAACGGGAAUGGAACGUUUCGAUACUUCGAGAGACUUGCUAAAUCUAGUGACUUUCUAGGCACCUGUGCUAUGUGCAAACGGAGGGUUUGUGCAGCUUGUCAUGCCGGCAAAGGUAGUGCGCUCUUACAUUUUAAUGGCCCAAAUCCACCCGGUAGUGUUGCAGGCAGUGGCAACUCAAAACCUGCACGUGGUCCCACGGCUGUCGAUGCAGUAGUCUGCAAAAAAUGCUGCGUACCAUUUGUAAGAGAUGUGAUCCUGUUGGAGCGCGUAAAAUCAGUGCUAGCUGCAAGAAGAAGGUCAAGAGUCAACGAUGCUUGUACAACUGCUCUACAGGGACUUGCCGGAUCGUUGUCUACUGAUGGCAAGGGAGGCUCCAGAGAGUCAGUACUCGAAAUUUGUCCUGAAGGAGAAGUAUCACUUGCAGACUUUCCCCAGGCAGGGGUCAUCUCAUCAGUCCCAUCUGCAAAUGAAUCAGAACCAGUCCAUUCGCUCCUUGUGAGCCGGAACGAGGCGUCUACAUCAUUUUGGAGAGCACCUUCUGGUAUUCAUAUUGUUGAGCUGACUGUUGUGUUAAAUAGCCUCUCUAUCGUCUCCAGCAUCAUGUUGAUGACGAAACUCGGUGGCUAUACAGUCAAGGAUGCUCCUAUGGUCGACCUCUGGGGUGGCACUUUAGCUGAUGAAUCAGCGCGCACUUACCUUGGUCGGUUUGAUGUGAAAGCUGAAAUUAGUAAACCACGUUCACCAAGAUCGUUACCACCGGAUUUCCUCCGAUACAAGCUCCGUCACGAAGUAACUUGCAGAAUUAUAUGGAUCAAAUUUAGUCUCCCAUCUUCGAGCGUAUCGUCAAAUUCGAAUUUGGGUCCAGGCCCUUCAGCAGUGAUGGAUCUUCUAAGCUUCGAUACUGCACCGGCGCAAGACUCCAGUGUAACUGGACCGUUGAGUAAAACCAGCUCAGACUCUUCUGGGAGUUCUGUAUACAUUCAUGCCAAGAGAAUUAUGAUUAUAGGGCAGCCGAUUCCCGAGGAUUUGGAUACGCGAUUCAUGACACCGAAUGACAGACAAUCUCUCAGGGCUUUCCUGGAUCUACCACCAAAGUUGAGCAGACUAAGGGUGCAAGUUGAUAUGGAGCGAACAAAGUCAGGUGGACGUGUUGUAGAGCAACUUGUGAACCCGCAGGCUUUAAAUGUUGCUGGCUUUCGGCUAGAUGCAUUUGCGGCUGUGAAGAAUAUAGCCAAGUACAAUCCAACUUGGGCCGAGAAAAGCCUAGUGAAUCGAGCACUGGGAGGUGCGGUAGAUGAGCUGAUAACGAAUCUACCAACCUUGCGAAUUCGAAUUUCUGCCAUUCAAGAAACGAAUCAACCAGUAUUUGUUGGAGAUUACUUACUACCUAUCGCCAAGGGAGGGACUCCUCUGUAUUUUGAUUUCGGGCAUCCUAUCAUGGCAAGGGGAUUGGUCUUUGAGCUUUUGGGUAACAUAUCAGCCUUGCUUGACGAAGAGUCAAAUCAGACAGACGCGGAUGGAAAGGAUUACCCUCUACCCAGCAGUUUGUCUUUAGUAAAUAGGAUUCGGAUUUAUCGAUACGCGUUGGGUUCGGAGCUUGGAAAGUGGCCACAGCUGAAUGCUGUGUGAAUUGUUGGGUUCGAUCUGCUUCAAGGGAAGCUUCCAUAUGCCAUCAAAGGGGCUACUUUUUCUUUCAGAUCUGUUUGUGGCAGAGAAAAAGGUGUGGGUUUCUCCAGCCGGGCCUUACAGUGUGGACAGACAGAAGUGGAGGUGUGGUUCAUGGAGGAUAGGCCGUCCUGCCAUCUGAAGUUAACCUUCUCCCAACCGCUGUGUUUGAACUUCGUGGAAACCGAGAUGCUUAAAUUUCCAUCUGCGAUUUGUAGAAUCAUACAUCACGCUACCAUCGAUGAUGUUACCAUCAAUGGCCGUGAUCCUCCUGACAGAAGUCAGACAAGUGUCUCUGGAGCGUCAGGUGAAUUCGUCGAUUUCGAGCUAACUCCUGUGCAGUACUUUCGCCCAGCUGCAAUUCUUUUGUUUAUUGAGCUACUUCAGCACCAAUUAGACCGACCUGAGUACUCGACUUGUUCGAGAUUAUGUACGAUUGCUGAACAUUCAGUCAGUAGAGUCCCUUGAUUCCCUUGCCCGUCGGGCUUUGUUAUGGGAGUUUUCGGGACUCUCCUUACCGCCACCUAGAGAAUCUCCUUACAGAUUUGUAUACUUAGAUAGCGUUUGGAAACGAGUAGAGCCCGUUUCCAGUUACUUAGAAUCGCAUAUAUCCACUGCCCGAAGUACGAAACUUCUGGCAAGCUGAGCUCCGUAUAGUUAAUGAAAAGAAUUUUCGGCAAGCCGUGUAGAGUAAAAAGUACGCGUGGCACUGGAGAACUGCAUCCUCAUUUGAGAGCGAACAAGAAGAUUUGUAAUUUGAGAGCUCACCUCUCCGGCUUUCUGCCUUCUGCUCUUCCUGGACCCCUGGAAUCGGGGGUUCUGUCGUGUACGACAAGGCUGACAACGAUCAAUGAGGGUUAUCUUCUGGACACGCUGUAAGGUGUACACCUGAAGCACAACUUUGCCGUCACUAUCCCGGCAGUCAUCAGUGUUUCCGCGUGGUGCAUUCCCUUGGUCGUGUCCAACGUCGACCAGGCUGACGUGAUUUUGCCAUGACCACGUGUAUUGAGUCCAGGAUCGUCAUGUAUGUGUCAGAAAGCUUGGUUCAAGCCACCAUUUCUUAUGAAGUUCUAUAUCAACAAAAUGGAUUUAGAGUGCCAUUUCAGUUCGGUUGGGAUGAUAAUGAAAACUCUUAUGGGUCUAUAUGAGAACAGCAUCUCGGCUCUCUUAUCAAUUCUCAGUCCGAUGUACGUCCGUCAAAUGCAAUGAGCUGGAUAAGUGGAAGGUCAAAAAGGUAGAGACCGAAACCCCGUCACAUGUAGCCUUUUGCGGCGGUCCUCGCCCGGUAGCCUGUACAAAACGCAUUCUAAAGCGCAUGGAGUCCUGGGCGAACCGUAUGCGUCGUACACGGAUUGCAGAACCAGACCAUGUCGCGCGUCGUGAGGUCAUCCGCUGGAAGUAGUCUAGUGUACAACUCGAAGGUCUCGGGGUCAUAGGGUCAAUGAACGUAUGAAUGUCAACUCCGAUCGACUUUGGCGUCGUACGAGAUGUUGUGUCUGAGCGUCUGAGAAAGUCUACGGAACUCAUGCCACCAACUUCGACCUUCGUGUGUGUU